Molecule: messenger RNA, 1688 nt
Organism: Cornus florida
Lineage: Eukaryota; Viridiplantae; Streptophyta; Magnoliopsida; Cornales; Cornaceae
Exons: 6
Coding region: 43-1440 (465 amino acids)
Source: RefSeq, a predicted model, not a curated record
UCGACGCAAUGCUGCACAUCGUCACCAAACCAACAAACAACAAUGGGUGUGCCUUCCAGGACCACCUCUCGCUCCUCCUUCCUCCGCCCUCCAUACUUCAUUCUCUUGGCCGUGUCUUCCCUCUCCUUCUUCAUCAUCUUAGAGGUGGAUAGCUUUGUAUCUAGAACCAAAACAAUUGCGGGUCACAACUUAGAACCAACACCUUGGCAUCCCUUUCGUCCCAAGAAAUUCAAUGAGGAAUCCCGAUACACCCGAGCUUCCAAGAUUUUACAAUGUUCUUACCUCACAUGUGGACAAAGUAACAAUGUGCCACGACAUGACCAGUCUCGAUCAAAUCAUUCGGCUGAGAAAUGCCCGGAAUUCUUUAAAUGGGUACACAAGGACCUCGAGCCCUGGUCUGGGACUCGGAUAUCAUUAAAGCAUUUGAUGGAAGCCAAGAAAUAUGCUGCAUUUCGUGUUGUGAUUGUUGGGGGGAAACUGUAUGUGGAUAAUUAUUAUGCUUGUGUGCAGAGUCGGGCAAUGAUUACGGUUUGGGGAUUGUUGCAGCUUCUUAGGAGGUAUCCUGGGAUGAUCCCGGAUGUUGAUUUGAUGUUUGAGUGCAUGGACAAGCCUUCUAUAAACCGGACCGUGCAUACAACGAUGCCUUUGCCUCUGUUUCGGUAUUGCACAACUCCUAAUCACUUUGACAUCCCAUUUCCUGAUUGGUCUUUCUGGGGUUGGCCAGAGAUAAAUAUUGAACCCUGGGAAGAAGAAUUCAGGAGUAUUAAAAAGGGUUCAAGAGGACGAAGUUGGAAAAGGAAGUGGCCUGUUGCAUAUUGGAAAGGAAACGCCAAUGUUGGUUCUCCUGUUCGGACAGAGUUAAUGAGAUGUAAUCACACAAGGCAGUGGAGAGCACAAAUUUUUUUACAGAAUUGGGUAGAAGAAGCAAAAGGUGGGUACGAGCAGUCCAAAUUAUCAAAACAGUGUGAUUAUAGAUUUAAAAUUUAUGCUGAAGGUUAUGCUUGGUCUGUAAGCUUGAAAUAUAUUCUGUCAUGUGGCUCCCUCUCACUAAUAGUAUCUCCAGAAUAUCAAGAUUUCUUUAGUCGUGCUCUCAUCCCCAAGAAACACUAUUGGCCCGUCCCUCGUACUGAUUUAUGCAGAUCUAUAAAAUCUGCUGUUGACUGGGGUAAUAUCAACUCAGAUGAGGCCCAGGCAAUAGGUACAGAAGGACAGAAUCUCAUGGAAAGUUUGACCAUGGAUCAGGUCUACAGUUACAUGUAUCAUCUCCUCACAGAGUAUUCAAAGCUGCUGGACUUCCAGCCAGUCCGGCCUUGGUCUUCUCAAGAAGUGUGUGAAGAAUCCCUGCUUUGCUUUGCUGACGAAGCGCAGAAGCAGUUCCUCCAAAGGUCAACAACUUCCUCCCCUUCCGGAUCUCCUCCCUGCACACUCCAACAUUCUUGAGUUCGAUAGAAAUAGAAGAGGAAAGUCGUUGAGGUUUUUAAAGAUUUUGUCAGACAAGGGUGCCUUCAUAUGGCUGUUACAUAAAUAAAAAUAUAUUGUAGUUUUGUAAUUGAUGGUCUCAAAAUGGAAAGUUGAUUUAAAAUUUUAAUAUAGGCUUGAGCAGAGCAUUAGUUUUUCUUAUGGCUUUGAUUCAUUUUAGAUAAAAGUUUGUGUUCUCCUAGCAAGGCACGCUAGUCAUCAUGUAAAAA